UCAUCAACAAUACACUGCAUCAACAAUCACUCGCUUAAUUUCUUUCACUUCCAAACCCCCCACAACACAAUCAACAUGAAGGUCUUCGCCGCCGUCCUCGCCUCUGCUGCUGUCGCCGCUGCCGUCCCCCAAUGGGGUAACGGAGGUAGCUGGGGAAGCAGCACUGAGUGCACUACCGCUACCGUCACCUCCACCGCCACUGAGACUGUCACCGCCAGCGCUCAAGGCUGGGGCGAGUCUGGUUCCGGCUGGGGCCAGGGUGGCCAGGGCUGGGGCUCGACUGCGACUGUUACCGACACCGUCACUGCCACUGCCACUGCCACUGCCACUGUGACCAAGCAGAGCUGGGAGACUAGCACCGUCACCGACACCGUCACCUCAUACGAGUGGAAGACUGUUACCGCGACGGCCACCGAGACUGAUACCGUUACGGCUACUGCUACCGUCACUGCCUCUGCCACCUGGGGCGGCGAGAGCGGCUCCGGCUGGGGCUCUGGCUCCGGCUCCGGCAGCUCCGGCAGCUGGGGAAAGCAGUAGAUGGGAGACGAACAACAACGCUCCUAUCCGCGCGCCCACGCUUCAUCCAAAACCAUGAACCGAACCAAGGCGCCAUUCGACAGCCUUGAUGAUCACUCCUUUAAUGAUUAAUGCGUGCGAUGGUGGCUGGGGUGGGUGUUCAACUAAAGGUUACAUAUUACCCUCGACCUAGUGUGUAAAAUCAAUGGACAAAUAGUCUUGUA
Messenger RNA from Neohortaea acidophila, 740 nucleotides. RefSeq lists its product as uncharacterized. The coding region runs from base 76 to 537 and encodes 153 amino acids. NCBI's taxonomy places the organism in Eukaryota, Fungi, Ascomycota, Dothideomycetes, Mycosphaerellales, Teratosphaeriaceae. The transcript has 3 exons. The record is from RefSeq and is a predicted model, not a curated record.